AGUAACUUCAAAUCCAUCGACGGCGGCGUCAAAACGCUCUUAGAAGGUCCCAGAACCGUCCGAUCGGUUUCGCCCCCCAGGUCCCGGUUCGGCACCGGUUGAAGCUUCGCCAGUCAACACGUCAUCACCUUUUUCAUUUUCAUUUUUUUUUUCUACUUGCAAUUUAGCUUUCUCGAGAGAAACCCCAUUUCCCCUCUUUACUCGUAUUCGGCCACUGCGAUCCGCCAGAUUUUCAUUUUCGGGCUCGAAUCGGAGCCUCCAACCAUGUCUUUGUCCGAUUCCGACUCGUCGUCUAUGGGCGGUGAUUACAGGAACUUCAGGCAAAUCAGCCGUGAACGCUUAUUGCAUGAAAUGCUUCGAUCAGCAAAAACAGGGGAUUCAAAAUCAACUUGGAAGGUUCUCAUCAUGGACAAACGUACGAUUAAAGUAAUGUCUUACUCAUGCAAGAUGGCAGAUAUCACAGAGGAAGGAGUCUCAUUGGUGGAAGAUAUAUACAAGCGAAGGCAGCCAUUGCCCUCAAUGGACGCAAUAUACUUCAUACAGCCAACCAAAGAGAAUGUUAUCAUGUUCUUGUCUGACAUGUCUGGAAGGACGCCCUUAUACAAGAAAGCCUUUGUUUUCUUCAGUUCACCAAUUUCGAGAGAAUUGGUUAAUCUCAUCAAGAGGGAUGCACUUGUGUUACCUCGCAUAGGUGCACUUAGAGAGAUGAAUUUAGAGUAUUUCGCUAUAGAUAGCCAGGGUUUUGUCACUGAUGAUGAGAGGGCUUUAGAGGAACUUUUUGGGGAUGAGGAGAAUUCUCGCAGAGGUGAUGCAUGUUUGAAUGUGAUGGCCACCCGUAUUGCUACAGUUUUUGCCUCAUUGCGGGAGCUUCCUUUUGUGCGCUACCGUGCCGCCAAGUUCCUUGAUCCAACCACAGCAACAACAUUUCGUGAUCUAAUUCCUACAAAGCUUGCUGCUGCAGUAUGGAACUGUCUUUUAAAAUAUAAAGAAACCUUUCCUAACUUGCCUACUACCGAAACAUGCGAGUUGCUCAUUUUGGACAGAUCUGUAGAUCAGAUUGCACCUAUCAUACAUGAAUGGACCUAUGAUGCCAUGUGCCAUGAUUUACUAAAUAUGGAAGGAAAUAAAUAUGUCCAUGAAGUUCCAAGUAAAACAGGUGGUCCACCAGAGAAAAAAGAAGUCCUUUUGGAGGAUCAUGAUCCUGUCUGGCUUGAGCUCCGCCAUGCACAUAUAGCAGAUGCUAGUGAGAGGUUGCAUGAGAAGAUGACCAACUUCAUAUCAAAAAAUAAAGCUGCACAAAUCCAACAUGGUUCAAGAGGUGGUGGUGAAUUGUCUACAAGGGACUUGCAAAAGAUGGUUCAAGCUUUGCCACAAUAUAGUGAGCAAAUUGAGAAGCUUUCCCUCCAUGUUGAGAUUGCUGGAAAAAUCAACAGAAUUAUUGGGGAGAUGGGGCUUCGAGAACUUGGGCAACUGGAGCAGGACCUUGUGUUUGGAGAUGCAGGAACAAAAGAAGUAAUUAAUUAUCUGAGAACAAAACUGGAUGCCACCCGUGAAAAUAAGCUGCGUUUAUUGAUGAUUUAUGCAGCCAUUUAUCCUGAGAAGUUUGAGGGUGACAAAGCUUCCAAGUUGAUGAAGUUAGCAGGAUUAUUAUCUGAUGAUAUGAAUGCUGUCAACAAUAUGAGAUUGCUGGAGGGAUCAUCAGAUGCCAAGAAAAGCACAAUCGGAGCCUUUUCUCUGAAAUUUGAAGUGCCUAAGGUAAAUAGGAAGCAUGCAGCUAGAAAAGAGCGUAAAGGUGAAGAAGAAACGUGGCAGCUAUCACGAUUUUACCCAAUGAUAGAGGAACUUAUUGAAAAACUUAGCAAAGGGGAACUUCCAAAGAAUGAUUAUCCAUGUAUGAAUGACCCAAGUGCAUCUUUUGGUGGGCCCUCGCAAGCUGCAUCAGUACGAGGAAGUCAAGGUCAAGCACCCCAUUCAGUGCGAGCAAGACGGUCCACAUGGGCUCGGCCUCGGGGCUCUGAUGAUGGUUAUUCAAGUGAUUCAAUACUGAGACAUGCAUCCAGUGAUUUCAAGAAAAUGGGCCAGCGCAUUUUUGUAUUUAUUGUAGGUGGAGCUACUCGAUCCGAGCUACGGGUAUGCCACAAGCUUACAGAGAAACUAAAGAGAGAGGUUGUUCUGGGCUCAACUAGUCUUGAUGAUCCUCCACAGUUCAUUACGAAACUGAAGCUGCUGAGUUCACAAGAAUUUUCAUUGGAUGAUCUUCAGAUUUAAAUUUGGAUGGAUCUGGAAGCUGGAAACCGCUUAUUCUCCAGUUUGCAUACCAACAUGUAAGCAUAGGUCCCCAUUUCCUUAGAAUGUUUCCAUUUUUUAACAUUUGAUGUAAAAUGUUCAUUAUAGAUACCAUAAAUUGUAUUGGGCUUUGUUCAGAACAACUAUGCAGAAGACAGGGUUGGGGCUUUAGUAGCAGCUCUGUCUAUAGAUGAUGUGCUGAAGUGUAAUUGAUGAUUCAUAUUGUAAUUGAUGUGCUGAAGUGUUGUCGCCCCAGAAAUUAACAGUGUGUAUAGUAUUAAUAUUAAUUGAUACGAGAAACCAAAUGAAGUCAUUGACAAGGAAGCCCUGCAUAAUUUCUC
Vitis riparia (riverbank grape) is the source of this 2627-nucleotide messenger RNA. Its product is annotated as SNARE-interacting protein KEULE-like. Gene Ontology annotation, cellular component: secretory granule; plasma membrane. Bases 265 to 2268 code for a protein of 667 amino acids. Gene Ontology annotation, biological process: intracellular protein transport; vesicle-mediated transport. The record is from RefSeq and is a predicted model, not a curated record. Lineage: Eukaryota; Viridiplantae; Streptophyta; Magnoliopsida; Vitales; Vitaceae. Gene Ontology annotation, molecular function: syntaxin binding. The transcript has 21 exons.